CCGUCGGGCUCGAUGUGAAGCAUACAGUGAUGGACAGUAAGGGCAUGAUGGCGGUCGUGCGCGGCCUGCCCGACUCCGGCCUCAUGGUCACCCUCAUGGACGGCGGCAAGCAGUACACGCUCAUGCCUAAAACUGGUAUAAACUCGUCACCAACGUACGAGGUAUGCAACAACUGCCUGUCGCGGCAAUCGCAGUGCAGCAACAGCGAAGUGCGCCCGCGUCAAGACAGCGGCGCGCAGGCGGUCGACGGACGUUACGCGAGCAGUUAUAAGAUUGAGUAUUGCAACGUGAGGCCAACAUCACCACCCGUGGAGUUGACUGAGUUCCCGCCACAGAAGGCGAGCCUGCAGCCAGGUAAGCGUAUGCAGUAA
Papilio machaon (common yellow swallowtail) is the source of this 371-nucleotide messenger RNA. RefSeq lists its product as uncharacterized. The transcript has 3 exons. The coding region runs from base 30 to 371 and encodes 113 amino acids. Lineage: Eukaryota; Metazoa; Arthropoda; Insecta; Lepidoptera; Papilionidae. The record is from RefSeq and is a predicted model, not a curated record.